AUGACUGGUAAGCCUCCGAACUUGCAAAACUAUCAUCGAUUUAACUGUCAGACACAAAAGCCCUCGACGAGACUCUGAAGUACAUGAACAAGUGCAUUCAAUUGGGCCGUUUCGAGCCGCCCAACCUCGCGGACAUCUAUGGCACCGCUGCUCUUGUGGCCAACGGGACCGCCCUUCCGAGUGAUGUGCUCGUGAAGCUCAAAGAGUUGGAGGCGCGCAUCGGGACGUUGGCGAAGAAGUUGACCGACGAUUACGAUGGUUUGGACGUGCUUAUGGCCAAGAACCUCUUCUACACGGUAGGAUUUUUAGACAUUAGAUCAAUUCAAGAACUUUUGGUUUUUUUCAGGACUACAUCCAAAAGCUGCUGACAAUCACCAAAUUUGCGCAAGAUACCCUGUUCAAUCCAACCCAGGAAGGGUUCGAUCUACUUGCCGGAGUGUACCAGAAGAAUGAUUUGAGUGCGGAUGCGGCUGUAAGGCAUUGAAAAUGUAAUCGAUUUAUUUCGUUUUUUUUUUGUAGCAAACCAUCAGUUUCAUGUCACUGGACAACAGUAAUCCGAUCAAAGUGGCCAUGAAUGCGGACGCGACAAAGUCGAACACGACAUUCGUAAAGUGGAGGGACAUUGUCGACGGGUAUCUUCAGCAUUUUGUAGGUUUUAGCUCGAUUUUAAACCAUAACAACACCUUUUUAGCUGUUUGUGGAGGCAUAUUUGAAACGACUCGUGUUCGGCGAGGACAACAAAGACGGCGAAGAGCUGGAGAAGUUGAUCAAAGAGUUGGAGAAGAAGUAUCCGGAAUGGGAAGACGCAUACCGGCCGGAUCCAUUCUCGGAUGACGUGGCGGCGAUUGUGGAGCACGUGCAAGACAUGAAUGUGGACAACGAGGCGAGAGCGGACAUUCUUAUCGAUUACCUGAGACGGAUGUUUCCCAAGUGAGCAGUCUUCUCAAGUUAAGCAAAACGUCAUAAUGUUCAGGGACACCUUCCACGUGCUCGUUUUCAAUGAACCCACUCAAAGCACCGAUUACGCCUCGUACGCAUUGGAGGGAAAACAGGCAAAGCACUUUCGACACGGAAAAAGUUGGGUUGUGAUCUGCCGGAGCGACGAGUAUCAUGCCUUCACGGCCGAACAAGUCCGUGAUCUGCGAAGAGAAGUCAAGAAUGUUGGAGCUAUCGAUUUGAGCGGCACACAGUGAGCUGACGAUUCUUGAAAGCGGUAAAAUGUGAAAACGUUUCCAGGUUUGAGAGCAUUCCCCAAAAGUACAUGGAGUCGUUCGACGCGUUGUUCGGAGAAAAGUUCGUAGAAACUAUUCGACCCCCCAAAACUCCAUCAAAAAUGUUUAGGCAUGGAAGCAUGUCGGUGAUCCAAGAGACACAAAAGCUCGCGGUCCGAGUGGCUCCAAUACCCCCUGGAAAGGCGCCGGGAUGGUCGACCAAAGUAUCGAUUCGUGGAUCGGAUGGCAAUCCGACCACCUACUCUCUGAUUGCAGUGUACAAGUGA
Caenorhabditis sp. 36 PRJEB53466 is the source of this 1498-nucleotide messenger RNA. NCBI's taxonomy places the organism in Eukaryota, Metazoa, Nematoda, Chromadorea, Rhabditida, Rhabditidae. The record is from the annotation of a GenBank genome assembly.